Molecule: messenger RNA, 1607 nt
Organism: Hippocampus comes (tiger tail seahorse)
Lineage: Eukaryota; Metazoa; Chordata; Actinopteri; Syngnathiformes; Syngnathidae
Gene: acp5a
Product: acid phosphatase 5a, tartrate resistant
Exons: 6
Coding region: 122-1123 (333 amino acids)
Biological process (GO): bone resorption
Molecular function (GO): acid phosphatase activity
Source: RefSeq, a predicted model, not a curated record
CGUGUGAGCAAUGGUCAUGCCCCUGUGGCGUGGCUAAGCUGAUAAAAAGGAGGAGCAGCAAGAGAUCUGUGGAGGACAAAGGGUCCCGUCCUGAGGCUUUCCACACCACUUAUCAGCUAAGAUGGCACUGAUUCUGGUUGCCUUUGCGCUUGCUGCAAUUCCAACAGCCUACUGCUAUUCCGCUACUUUCCAAGACCUGAGUGGGGCUAAUGCGAACAGGACCUCCAUUAAGUUCCUGGCAUUUGGUGACUGGGGAGGUGUGCCUUACCCUCCUUAUAGGACUGUGGUACAAAAGGCCACUGCUCAUGAAAUGAAUAAAGUAGCAGAGCAGAUGGGAGCUGACUUUGUUUUGGCCCUUGGUGAUAAUUUCUACUUCAAAGGUGUGGACAGAGUGGAUUCUCCGAGAUUUAAGGACACCUUUGAGGCUGUGUACACAGGAAAGUCCCUCAAUGUCCCCUGGUAUGUUCUAGCUGGCAAUCAUGACCAUGCAGGAAAUGUCAAUGCCCAGAUUGAAUAUUCAAAGAAAUCUACAAGAUGGAACUUCCCUUCCUACUACUAUGAGCUGGACUUUCGCAUCCCGAACACAGACAAGACGCUGACCAUCAUCAUGCUUGACACCGUGAUGCUGUGUGGCAACUCUCUCGAUUUUGUGAAUGAGAAGCUCAAAGGCCCCUUGAGUGUAGAGGAUGCAAACCGCCAGCUGACAUGGCUGGAGAAAAGAAUGGCUCAGUCUAAGGCCAAUUUUCUCCUGGUGGCCGGUCACUACCCGGUGUGGUCAGUGUCCGAACACGGGCCCACAGAUUGUCUCCUGCAGGGCGUUCGCCCCCUCCUGCUGAAAUACAACGCCACUGCCUACUUUUGCGGCCAUGACCACAAUCUGCAGUACAUUGAGGAGUCUGGGGUGGGCUACGUAGUGAGCGGCGCUGGAAACUUCCUGGACCCGGAUAUCCGCCACUGGAACCAUGUCCCCAAAGGUUCCGUCAAGUUUUUCACUGGCCAGGCGUCCACGCUCGGUGGCUUUGUUCAUGCAGAAGUGACACAGAACAAGAUGAUGCUCACCUUUUACCAGGCUAAAGGCACUUCUCUCUAUCGCACAGUGCUCUCACCAAGGAAUGGCAUAUAGAUGACUAAGGAGUUUCACCUUUGCAUCCAAAUUCUGCAUGGUUUGAAUCUCUCUCUCUCUCUCUCUCUCUCUCUCUGUUUAUCCUCUCUGACCUUUGCAAUCUAAUUUUAUAGAAGGAAUCAAUUUUUUAUAUCUUGGUCUGAGGUUUUGAGGGGAACCCUGAAAUGAUCUGAAAUAAACGGCCUUUGCGCUAAGACUGCAAGGGUUCUGUAUUAAUGAGCAUUGUGACCGAUUAUAACUGAUGAACUGUUUUCAAUGUAAACAAGUCUAAAUUCUACUCUCAGCGUUGUUCAUGAAAAACUGGAAAAAUAUGACUCGCACUACUUGUCAUGUGCUUUCUGAUGAAGAGAGUGAAAGAUAAUGGUGGAUUGACCUUCUGCCAUCGAUUCAGGCAAGGAUUUGUAUAAUGGAAGCCUUGGAUACGCUCAAGAAAAAAAUGUAUGCAUGAAUUAUGACUGACAAGAUAAACCAGUUGCUCUCUGUA